Drosophila kikkawai is the source of this 5927-nucleotide messenger RNA. Its product is annotated as Zinc finger MYND-type containing 8. The record is from RefSeq and is a predicted model, not a curated record. Gene Ontology annotation, molecular function: transcription corepressor activity; protein binding. Lineage: Eukaryota; Metazoa; Arthropoda; Insecta; Diptera; Drosophilidae. Gene Ontology annotation, cellular component: cytoplasm; nucleus.
CUUGCGGUCACACUAGGAUGUUUCUUGCCAAGCAGCUGCGCCAAUUUUCCGAAAGAACCAACAAUUAAACCAGGAGAGCAUCUAAAAUCGGGGUUAUCAUCGCCACCGGAAGCCCCUCGAUCCGGUGCCCUGCAGGUGGCCACAAACUGCGACGCCUGAAAGCGGAGAAUUCUUGUAGAGAAAUCGACGGCAAUCUUCUCCUGGGAAAAGCGAUGUCCAGUUGGUUCUAGUGGUGUCUCCGAAUUCGUUACCAAACCCGUUCCGGUUCGCCGCAAUGCACGAGCUACAGUGAGGCCUCCUCGAGCGACGCCCGGAGCAAGCUUAACUGGAGCAUGGAAACGGAUAGCAGUGACAGCAGUGGGGACAGCGUUAAAUCCAUUCCCCGUCCAGACUUUGAAGCCCUAUCCGCCAUCGAUAGCCCCCAGCCGCAGCUGCAGGAAUCUCUGCUGGAUGGCCACAACGACAUGGAGACGGGAGUCAGCAGCAGCAGCAGCAUGCCCAGCAAGCGACAAAAGUAUGUGGUCAGUGCACCGCCAGGAUCCGCCAACGGUAGUAGUAACUCCUCCAACUCAAGUCCCUCGAAUGCCAAUGUCGGCUCUUCCCUAACCAUGAAGCUAACCAAGGUGCAGCCCCAGUUGCAGCAGGCCCAGCGCACCUCAACGCCCAAUAGCAAGUCGAACAAAGUGCCCAAGGAGAUGCUUGCCUUGCAGCGUUCGCAUAUCGAAUCCGAGAUGCUGACUAACUUUGUGGCCGAGGUCUCCAAAUUGAAGCGCCGCAAGUCUCGAUAUGUUCCCGAGCCCCUUGAUACUCCCACACCUAGGGUAGAGCUCUCCCGCAGCUUAAACACGGAAGCCAAGAGAGAGAAAAAGUUACACAAGGCUACCCUCAAAAGGAGCAAGAGCAUACCCGCUCCCAAUUGGGACUCGGAUGAUGAUUGGCAGGAUGAUCCGGACAAAUCCCGCAGAGUACGAGGCCGAUCGAUGGCCUGCGAUGAUCUGCUUGUGGGGGAAACGAACAGCAACCCGCCACCAAUGAGCAAAGUGUCCGCCCGCACCCGAUCCCGCAGUAAAACCCUGUCCCUGAGCAACGAGGAUCGACUGCCCAGAAGAAGCAAUCUGCGUAGCGAAAACGAGGAGUUUGCCAAGAAGCACAGUGCCUUCCUGGACAGCGUCAUGAACGAUGACCCGGAGUCAGUGAAUGCUUCGAUGAAUACCACGAUGAACGAAGUGGAUGUGGAAGCCGAUUGGUCCUCCUUCUCGGAAAACCCUACGGACACGACAGAAAACCAGGAAGAGGAGCAGGUGGCCGAUCGAUUGCGACUCAUUUGGCAAGCCCCGCCCAUGGAAGGCUGGGAUCCCUUCUGCUGGAAGUGCCGCGAGUGCGGCCAGCUGAUGCCCUGCUCCAAGUGUCUGCGCUCCUUCCACACCUACUGCGUGCGACCAGCCACCACCAAGUUCGACUCAUCCUGGAAGUGUCCUGAAUGCCAAUCGAUCGAGGCAGCACCCAAGAGGCUGCGUCGCAACGAUGUCUCCGUGGAUCUCCUAAGCCAACUGCUCUUCUAUGCUUUGGAGCGCAUGAAGCAUGUGCGCGGGGCCCACAAGCUCCGUUCACCGCAAGAGGUCUUCCCACAGACAUACAAAAAGUACUUUGUAAAUCCUGUUAGCUUCGACAGCCUGGCAGAGUGCAUCCGCCGUGGAGCCUACCAGACCACCGAGGAGUUCCUCAGCGAAGUGAAAUGGAUGCAGCACAACGCCCUCAUCCUGGACACUGGCGAUCCCAAGGUGGAGCAAGCCUCAAAGGCCGUGGUGAAGGUCUGCCGCCAGGAGGCCAAUGAGAUCGACACCUGCCCGGAGUGCUAUCUGAAUGCCAACUCUAGCGACGAGUGGUUUGUGAAGGUCUGCCGGCAUCCCCACCUGCUGCUUUGGGCCAAGCUCAAGGGCUUUCCAUACUGGCCGGCCAAGGCAAUGGGCUCCUCGAACUCCACGCUGGUGAAUGUCCGGUUCUUUGGCAAGCACGAUCGGGCAUUUGUGCCCGUCAAGGAUUGCUUUCUGUACUCCGCCCAGAAUCCCAAUACCCAAACCAGUCGACGAUCGGCCAGGGAUCUGGCGGAAUGCGUUCGCGAAGUGGAGGUUCACAUUGAGAACAUCAAGCGGAAGAUUGGGGCCUUCUGCUAUGCCGAAUAUCGCACAGCCUACGACCCGAUAGAGGAGCAACAGCAGCUUGAGCAGAUGAUGCCGGGCGUCUAUGAAGCCAUCGAUCGGGAACUAGAGCCGGCCAACAAAACGCCGCUGCAGUUUCUCAUCCGCAAGACGGCCGACGAUAAGUUGUCUAUAGUGAAGAAGACCAAGACCACGGAGUCGGGCAACGAAUCGGAUCAGUCUGGCAGCCCCGUGAAGAAGUCUCCAGAGGCUCCAGAAGCUGUAGCAGCCAGUGAGCCACCUCCCAAGCUCAACAAGAGCAACAACUAUGAGGUUAUAUCCCGAUCCGGUGAGUCCUUGACUGACUCUCGUUGCAAGGUGCUGCUUAAGCGGAAAUCCCUAGCUGCCAAGACCACGUCGAGCUCUGUGGAGGCAUCAUUACCAUCACCAGCUCCAACACAGGAAGCACUUGCACCGGCGGUGCCCUCUAAGCGCAAACAUUCCCUGAGCGACACCAGCUGCACCAGCGAGUCCAGUGACUACAAACGCAAGGCCAAGCACGCCAAAAAACAGCAGGAUCAGCAGGUGCGGGAUCAGCCAGUGGCGGAGCCAGGGGAACCUCCCAAGAAGCUUUCCAAGUCUCCAGAACAAACCAUUGGGGAGAAACCUCCUGAGAAACAGACGGCAAAGGCUUCAGAAGCUUCCCCUGCCUCUGUGGUUUCUGUGGUGGAGCUGGUCAGACGUCGCCAGGGUGUGACCAUCACCAAGAUACCACGCGAUCAACAGCAGAUGGCAGGAACUGACCCAGAGCCACCUCCUACUCCAGCUGUGGCAGCGCCACCUCCUACUCCAGCAGCAGCAAAUCCUUCACCUUCAACAGUGACCAAGGUAAAGGCACCGGAGCGAAGUCAGGCCCGGAAACAAUCCGAGGUUGAGCGUCAGCAACAGCAGCUCAUCAAGAAAGUGAUUCCCUUUGUGGAGAUCAAAACGGAGGUGAUGUCGGAGCCAGAGGAGGAGGAAGCCACUCAGCAGCUGCCCGUGCCAGAGCCAGAGCCGGCACAACCGGAGCCAGCUCUGGUGUCAGCUACUCCUCCUCCACCCGAACCUAUGGAAAUUGCCCUUCCUGAGAAUAUAAAAAUCAAAGAAGAGAUUCUCAGCGACGAUGAGAUAGAGACGGAUCAGCAGCAGCCGGCCAGUGUAAGUCAGAGGCUGGAAGCGUUUCCGCCGAUGCCACAGCCCAUGCCGCCGCCACCUCCUCCUCCCUUGCCACCGCGUGAGGAGACACCCGCCACGGAGGCCUUGGUGCGUUAUGUGGGCGAUACGAGCAUCCAAAAGGUGAGUCAGAAGCAGGGAGGCAAGUCUUCGGACUCCAACGCCAAGCGUCGCGGUCCUCAAGCCUCAUCGCCGGCUAUCUCGCCAGUGCCAUCACCUGCUCCCUCAACGGAGUCGCUUUCGCCCAAGUCAAGUGGCAUUUACGGGCCGAACAAGCCAACGCCACCGCAGGGUCCAUCAAAGAGCAAGCCAUCUCAAGCUCAGGCCUCACCGCAGCAGCACCAAUACCGUGUUAAGGGCGAUCGGGUUACACCCAAUCCCAGCUCGUCACCGGGAGCCGCACCUGCGACCACAACCACCACCACAUCGAGUCUGCUCAGAUCCAACAUGGUGGUGAUACCCGUGGAGCAGGCAAACAACUGCAAUCCGCACAAUCCCAUGACCAUACCAGUGCCGCCCUUGAGAGCCGUUUCCAAGAGCACUUUGCAGAGCUCGGCCGCCUCCUUGCAAACAGCGCCAGUCUCAACCUCGCAACCCGCUAGCUCCAUAUCCGUGCCACCUUUGGCAGGCCUGAGCUUUUCGCCUCUGCCCUCCACCUCCGCAGCAGCAGCAGGAGGAGCCCAAGGAAACGGUGGAGGAGAGCCAGCCGGUGGACUCUUAGCCAGCGCUUUGAAUGGAAUGACCAGCCAAGAGCCAAGCCUGGUCACUGAGCCGAAUGAUCCCAUUACCCCCGGCAUGGCCACGGCCCUGAGUGAGAUGCUGCUACGCUCUGGGCCGCCCAAGCUGGUGGCACGUCCCGGCGGGCCGCUGCAGUCGGAUGGCUCUCACAUCUAUCCCUCCCAGGCAGGACCCGUGUCGCAGAAGCUAAAGGAAAAUGCCCACAAGAUCACUGACUACUUCAUCUCUGUGAUUGAAGACACCCUCAGUGACAUGGCCACCGGUGACCAGAGUGUCCUCCAGGCCCGCAUCACUGGCCUGACGCUGGAGAAUGAGCGUUUGAAGCAGCACUAUGAUCGCCAGCUAACAGACUUGCAAAAGACCAGCGAACUGAUGCUGGCCGAGAUGCGCAAGACCCUAGAGCAGGAGCACAGGCGGGUGAUCAGCGAGCUGCGCCAGCAGGCCAACAUCGAGCGAAUGCGGGCAGUGGACGAGGCCAAAAAGAAGCAGUGGUGCGCCAACUGCAUGCGCGAGGCACAGUUGUACUGCUGCUGGAAUACCUCAUACUGCGACUAUCCCUGCCAGCAGAUGCACUGGCCCAGGCACUCGGCCACCUGUGGCCAGGCAGUAAAUGUUCAGGUGCCGCUCUCUAAUGCAGGUCCAGCUUCAGCUAUGGAAACUGGGCGUUCGCCCAAGUCCAAGGCAGCUACGAUAACACCAACACCCGCGCCUCCGCCUCCCAAUGUCAGGACACCGACUGCCGCCUGUCAACCUCCAGUGGCACCUGUGAUCGGCACCAAUUCAGCGGGUAAAAAGUGGCCGCCCAUGAUGUCCUCCAUAAUGAACCAGCAGCCGCCGCCCCCCAAUCCGGAGACAACUUUGCUCAAGCUGCCCUCUAGCACAUAUUUGCGGCCAGUGGUCAGUAGCAUAACGGCGACGGUGACGGCCACGCCGACAGUGAAUAGCAGCAUAAAUCCCAUGCUACCCUCCUCGUCGGGCAACCACAUGGCCCACCUCAUGCCCGGGCCCAUUCAGCGGCAGAACAACGCAGCCAACUUUCAACCCAAGCCUGCAUCACAGCCCAUGCAGCCCGUGCAGCGAUACAAUAUACCCUUACCCAUUACCAUUAAUCCUAGUGGCGCGCCCUAUGGCCUCAUAGCAGAGCAGCAUCACAAGCAGCAGCUGGCGCCCAAGGCCAAGGGACGCAGGCAAAACAACACAACAAUUCGGCAGAUAAACAGCACCGGUAGCCAGGGCAUAAGACCCAACCAAAUGAACCAAGUGUUCCACCCAUGAUUCUUUGACAAGGAAAAGCGAAAUGAAAAAGGAGGAGGAGCGGAAGGAGAAGGAGGAGGAGGAGUUUCCCCAAACGGAAAGACUGCCUGUGAUUCAGGAUACAAAACUUUCAUUGAUAUUCCAGAAAAACUCCUUUAAUUGAAGAGUCUUAAAUUCGUACUUUUAUUUCUCUUAUUUCUUAUUUUUAUUAUUUUUUUUUUAAUUCAAACCCCCCCCCAUUGGGGGGAAGCUAUCAUGUUAAUUUGUACUCCCAGAGUAGCACACACCCUGAAAGUUUACGUUUGGUCAGGUUUACAUAUAUGUAUAAAGAUAAUAAUAGAGUUAAGCUUAAAGUAUGUUUAGGUUUGACGGUCUUUAACUACAACCUAUAGACAUGCCGCUUAGCCAGUAAGAACCCAUGAGAUGGACUUUUGAAAAAUCAUAGCGUUAAGACCAUGUCACUUUCCAUUUGAUGAAGCAUUACUGUAAAUGUCAUAGUUUUCAUUCGCCACAUUACAUACAUUUUAUGUAUAUCUAAAGCCAAGCUAAAAGCGGCAACGAAUAAAUGUCUGCGUUUAAUUUUAA